This is a messenger RNA of Paramuricea clavata, 1278 nucleotides long. The record is from the annotation of a GenBank genome assembly. Lineage: Eukaryota; Metazoa; Cnidaria; Anthozoa; Malacalcyonacea; Plexauridae.
AUGCAGUCAAUGCAAGCCUGUGCAACAAUUCCUAGUCCUUACUUGAGAAAGAAAGAGCGCAGUUACUCAUGGUCACGUGGUGGUAUCCAUGACAACCGACAGGGAGUAACCAAUCACAAGCGAGUACGUCUCAACGUGAGCGGCCUCAUUUUCGAAACAUUUGAGAGCACCUUUGACCGUUUUCCCGAAACACUACUCGGCUCUCACGAGAAGCGUACGAAGUACUACGACCCGAUCCGAGACGAAUACUAUUUGGCGCGGGACAAACACACGUUUGACGCGAUCCUUUUUUACUACCAAUCCAAGGGUAUCUUAUGCCGACCGGAAGAUGUACCCAGCGACGUUUUCAACGAGGAACUAAAAUUCUACGAAAUUAACGACAGGCGAUUUCCAAUUUUAAACAAAGUUAUAGAAUCUAAUACGAAAAAACACCCAAGCGAGCAAACAUUCAGAGAAAGAGGCUGGGAAUUAUUGGAAAAUCCAGAAUCAAGUACAUUUGCACAAUAUUUGGGUUAUUUUUCCAUACUCAUAAUCACUCUAUCGCUCAUAACGUAUUGCCUCGAAACAGUUCCCGCAUUAAAACCGCAGAAAAUCAAUUGGUUCCUCAUGGAGUGUGUGUGGAUCACGUGGUUCACAAUGGAAUUAAUUUUACGUUUUUGUUUCACACCAAAUCGAUUCCGGUUUUUAGUGUCGCCGUUCGGCUUGGUGGAUUUGGUCGCCGUUUUACCGUUUUAUUUAACGCUUUUUCUGCCAAGCGACGAGGGAGCGACAUCUUUUGCGGUGCUACGGAUUCUACGAGUCGGGCGCUGUCUACGAUUGUUCAAAUUAUCGCGCUACCAUUGUGCUCCGAUGCUUUUCGCCGCAGCAAUGAAAGAUUGCCAAGAAAAACUCCGCGCGCUUGCCUUGUGCAUCUUCAUCACGGUGAUACUGUUCGGAAGCUCAAUGUACUAUAUCGAAGGCCUCAGUGAAGAUUCUCAAUUCGAGAGUAUCCCUGAUACAUUCUACUACGUCAUCAUCACCAUGGUUACAGUGGGUUAUGGCGACUACGUUCCGAAAACAGUCCUGGGACGCAUUCUGGGCGCGUUCUGUGCUUUUUCAGGAGUUAUAGUAUUGUAUUGCUUCCCGACGCCGAUAAUUGUCGUGCGAUUUGUGCAGUUGUAUAAGGAACAUGUUAUCAGCGAGAUGGAAAAGUCUGGCAUAGAUCCGACGGAGUUUGAGAAUAAAUUCAAUGCUGAUAAACUAUUUCUCGCUAGCCGAAAGAAACGCUUAGAUAAAUAA